CUAUAAUUUUUCCUCUUUUUUUGGCCAAUAGAAAAAUCUUCCAAAUUGUUAGUUGCUUAUAAUAAUUUCAAAAUUUUAUUAUUUAUAAAAUCCAUUUGAAACACUUGAAGUUUUGGCAAAAAACGUUCCUUUUUAAAGAUUUCCUAGCGCCCAGAAAAUUGUUGAUGAAUUGUUUCUAUUGACUCAGUAAUAGCAUCGUGCGGCGGUUAUAUGUGCGUUAAUGAGCAUUUACAGCGCUGAGAUUGUAAUUGGAAAAAUUACGGUCACUACAGUAUACGCUAUAAUAUUAGAAGUUUUGUGGAGAUGACCAUGGACGCGUCGAAUCAACGUAUGGCUAAAAUUCAAGCGCAAAUCCGCGACGUGCGUCCAACACCCUCUAAUGCUUCAUCGUCUCCCAUGACCAGCGAACAUUUUAUAUCGAAAACCAUUUUUAAUGAUAUUAAGUCAGAAAUAGUUCCAACGCAUGAGCAGGAGCAUCUAAGCUUCCACGCUACAGAAAAAUCGAAAACUAUCAACGACAACGGUCAUAAUGGAGGACGCGUCGAUAACAAACUGAUGAAUAUUCCCCUGAAUGAUAAACCAGGCAAGUCGACGGGUGUAACACGCAAAACCCAUAGUAAAAGUGGUCAAUCUUCGCUACUUGGUAAUGUUAUAAAGGAAAGUAAUGUUGAAGCAGAAAGCUCAAGGGAACAUAACGUAAACGCAUCUCAUCAUAGUUCCCACAACAAUACUCAGCAUCGUCAUCAUCGUUAUCGUCGUCAUACAAUGAGCGAAUAUACACCAAGACAGGAUUAUAAGCUUUUAUUUGCAAAUGAUUUCGACGAUUCUAAAAAACGCAGUAAUUCGGAAGUGCAUUUAUUAGAUUCGACGGAUAGCAUGAAAAACUAUUAUUCGAGAAGUACUACUGAAUCCAGCCAAAAUUCCGAAGGUGACUAUAAAAGCAACGAUUCAUGCCCAGAUGUCUGCAACCAUUCUGAUUCACUUUCAACUUCUUCACCAACAUAUGCCGAACAGAUGAAAAUAUUGCACAUAGUUGAACGUAACGAUUCAUUUCGUAAGAAGGAAGGGGCUGGACUGUACUUGCGAUCGUGCUCAUAUGGCUCUUCACCGUUUACGCGAUAUGAGUAUUGUAAACGCCCUGAUUCCAAUUGGCUUCUACCUAAGCCACAAACAAUGACAAACACCGUUUAUCAUAGAUCAAGCAAAUGCAUUUGCGUUCUCAACGGAUCGGAACCGGGCUUCAAAAUUUUCCAAGCCCCACACCCUGACAUAAAUAUAGCUCUGCCUCUUAAAUUUAAAGCAGAAGAGCUUUUAAUAAUGCGUUCUACCUUAGAUAUACGCAUUCAAAAGGUUUUGCAAACUUUUCAAGAAAAUUCACAUAGCAAAUAUAAAGAGAGUAUUGAAGUUCCGAAGGAGAAUUACAUAAAGGUUUUCCCACCAAAUUUGGCAGUUGGUUCGCAAGAGCAGAGGGGAAGCCAAGAAAUUGUUGAGGUGAACACAUCGGAGACGACAUCAGAAGAGCAAAUUUCCUAUGAAUUGACAGCAAUCAAUAAUCCAAUGAAUUUAACAAAAACAAUUCCACAUUGCCCAAGUGGUGAAAUUAUUGAAGCGAUCGAAAAAUAUUAG
Glossina fuscipes is the source of this 1626-nucleotide messenger RNA. RefSeq lists its product as uncharacterized. The transcript has 3 exons. NCBI's taxonomy places the organism in Eukaryota, Metazoa, Arthropoda, Insecta, Diptera, Glossinidae. The coding region runs from base 304 to 1626 and encodes 440 amino acids. The record is from RefSeq and is a predicted model, not a curated record.